CGACGUCCCAAGCGCAUCGCCAUUCGAUGCUGGUGCUGACACUCUUGACCGUGCUCGUGGGGACGGCCCUCACCGCCGAGUACAACGCCGAUCGAUGCACAGUUCUCCUGGUCGGGGCCAAGGCGUCGGCGACCGGCACCCCCAUGACAACGCACACCGCCGACUCGUCCGAUUACGACUUUCGCAUUGCCAAGGUGCCUCGCCAACAGCAUGCGGCGGGUUCCCACCGCAACAUUCCGCUUCUGCACCAAGUGUACCCUCGCUUUGUUGGCCGCGACCGCGGAGCCCCCGAGUACUACCGCGAGAACGUCGAGGCGGGUUUUUUCAACUGGACAGACACCCCCGUCAUUGGCACGAUUCCCCAAGUCGACAUCACGUUUGGCUACAUCGACGGCAUGUACCCGAUCAUGAAUGAGCAUCAACUCGCGUUCGGCGAAAGCACUUGUGGGGCGAAACUCUGGGCAAAGCCAGCCACCCAGGGUGGAUCGGCUCUGUUUGACAUCACGGAGCUCGCUCGGGUGGCCCUCGAGCGCACCAAGACAGCGCGAGCAGCGAUUCAACUCAUGGGCGACUUGGCCGUGCAAUACGGCUACUACGGCGCCGAGUGGGAAGGCGACGGCGUGUACAGCGAAGCGGGCGAGACACUGACUGUCACGGAUACGAAGGAAGGGUGGGUGUUUCACAUCUUGCCGGACGACACGGGGGCGUCCGCGGUGUGGGUCGCGCAGCGUGUGCCCGAUACGCACAUCGUCGCGAUCGGCAACCAAUUCAUCAUCCAUCAAGUCAACCUGACCGACACGGCCAACUUUCUUGGCUCGACAAACUUGUACGACGUGGCCAAGCGCAAUAACUUUUGGGACGGCAAAACCGACUUCGACUUUACUUUGGCGUACGCGUCGCCGUUGGAUGUCUCGAGCAGCAAGAUCCUCACUCGGCGCCAAUGGCGCGUGCUCACGUUGGCCAACCCGACGUUGGCUUUGAGCCCCGACACGGACGUGUACGGGUCCGACUAUCCGUUUUCCGUCGAGACGGCGGGAAUCCUGACGGUCCAAGACAUCAUGCGCAUGCAACGAGAUCAUUAUGAAAACACGCCGUUCGACUUGACGCAAGGACUGGCUGCCGGACCGUACGGGAACCCCGAUCGCUUUGCCCUUGGCGACAACGUGUCUGCGCCGUCAUGGGCGAACGGCCAUCGAACGACGUUUGAGCGCCCGAUAUCAUACCACACAACGUCGUACUCGUACGUGACGAGCUUGCACCCGACCGACGAAAACCACGCGCUCAUUUGGUUUGGAGCGUACGUCCCCCAUGCCACUGCAUACGUGCCGAUCUACGCCAAAGUGAGCGCCGUCCCCGCGCUGACCAACCACGGUUCUCUCCUCCGCUUUGAUUUCAACGUGUCGUACUGGCUCCACGCCGUCAUCGGCAACUACGCCGGACGCUUCUACAAACACGCGAUGCCGGCGGUCGCCGCGGUCCAAAAGGUCGUUGAGGACAACGCGUUUGCAGCUCAAGCCGACGUCCAAGCCAAGGCCGUGUCGAUCUUGGCGACCGACGGCGAAGCGGCCAUGGUCGCCCACCUGACCGCGAGCAGCGACAAGUUUGCCAAAGCGGCUCACGACGCGUUUUACGCGCUGUUCCUGGACAUCGUGACGCGGUUCCACGAUGGGUGGAUUUUUUCCGACUUUGCGACUGAAACAAUGCGCAUGACAGCGAUGGGGUAUCCGAGUUGGUGGCUGGAAGAGGUGGGGUACUAUGGCCCCCGGCCGGAGAAAUCAGCAGGGACGGGAACGUUGGUGUUGGGUGUGGUUACGGCGGUGGCGUUGAUGGGUCUGUGCUUUUGGUUGGGCCGCCGCUCCGCCAAUUCCAAGGGCUAUGCCUCCAUCAUAUAGUUAGCAGUAGGCAUCAUAUUUUCCUCGUGAACAGUUGUGCCAUGCUUGUGAAAGUCAUGUACAUACCAUGGCAUAUUCGGUGC
Messenger RNA from Aphanomyces invadans, 1975 nucleotides. RefSeq lists its product as hypothetical. The record is from RefSeq and is a predicted model, not a curated record. Lineage: Eukaryota; Oomycota; Saprolegniomycetes; Saprolegniales; Verrucalvaceae. Gene Ontology annotation, biological process: proteolysis. Bases 27 to 1892 code for a protein of 621 amino acids. The transcript is spliced from 7 exons. Gene Ontology annotation, molecular function: dipeptidase activity; cysteine-type exopeptidase activity.